AUGGCAUUUGGCAAAGUAUGGUAUGAUAUAUACAAUAAUAGACAUGAGCAUGCAGUCAGUUUAAUGUUACGUAAAAGUCAUUUAAGAAGUAAAAUUCAACAUCGUGUACCUGAAUUUGACAUAAUUGAUAAUGAUGAAACGACAAAUAUUGGAAGAGUUUAUCCAUUUUCAACUGAUCUUGAACGAACUGAAUAUGGAAAAGCUGUAGCUAUGAAGAUUCCACACAAUAUGAAAGUUGAAACAAAGGCAACAUUAUUAAUGGCAACACUCAUCAUUGUACGUUGUUCUUUUCAUACAUGA
Rotaria sp. Silwood1 is the source of this 300-nucleotide messenger RNA. The record is from the annotation of a GenBank genome assembly. NCBI's taxonomy places the organism in Eukaryota, Metazoa, Rotifera, Eurotatoria, Philodinida, Philodinidae.